ACACACACUGGGGUCAGAGUUGGGGAAUGAAUUUUGAAUGCAAGACUAGUUUUGAUCAAAUUUGCAAACUAGUUCCAGCUCUAGAAGAUAAUUUUGAAGCUUUUAUUUUGAAAUAUCCUGUUGAUUUUUUAGAAUUUAAGUCAAAGGGACAAAUACAACAUGCGGAUACUGUUUUAAUUCACUUUUUGAUCAUAUUUUCAAGAUCAUUUUUGAAGAGUUUUCGAGGAAUUACUUAAACAUUUUUGAAAAGUCGUUUUGCCAUAUCUCGUUCUUUCUACUUUUUUUUUCAUUUUGCACCUGUCCACUGAGCAUCUGUGAUUAAUUUUGAGACUACACUUCUGUUUUCACAUCUUUGGCUCAUAAUAAAUUGCACUGUUGGACCUCUAGCGUUCCAGCUUGUAUAUUUCUGCACGCUCGCUCUACCUGAUCCGUUUUGAGUCAUGGAACUAGAUCGUUUGGGAGGCGGAGGGGUCAAACCAGAGCGGGGCGCACCGAGGCUGUACCGGGUCGCUCUGGCCAUGUGCGCGUGCCUGUGCGUGGCUCUGCUCCUCGCACUCAUCAUCGUCUCCAGUCAAAAGUCCACUCAGGAAGAGGAGUUCUGUCUGACCCCAGAAUGCAUCGAAGCAGCUGGCUCUAUUCUGGGUAAACUGGACCGCUCGGUGGACCCCUGUGAGGACUUCUACUCGUACGCGUGUGGUGGCUGGUUAAAGGACAACCCCAUCCCAGAAGACUCCUCCUCCUAUGGAAUCUACCCCUGGCUCCGGCAACAUGUGGACAUCAAACUCAAAGAGCUGCUGGAGGCUCCGUCAAAUGCAGAUGAGCUGGAGGCCGUGCAAAAAGCCAAGAUGCUUUAUCGCUCCUGUCUCAAUGAAAGUGUGUUGGAGGAUCUGGACUCGGGGCCCAUGCUGCAGACCCUGAGGCAGCCCGAGUUCCGGUGGCCGGUGGUGGGCGAGGGCCUGGGAGGGCAGUACGAGUGGUCCCAGAGCCAGUGGAGUCUGCUCAACACUUUGGCCCAGAUGCGAAACCAGCACAGCAAGAGCGUCCUCGUGCGCCUCUACGUCGCCCCGGAUGACAAGAGCUCACUGAAUUACAUCAUCAAGCUGGACCAAGCGUCGCUCUCUCUCUCCUCCAGAGAAGACUACACCACCAAUAGCUCAGCGGCGAAAGCUUACCGAGCAGCUCUGUUGAGUUUGAUGGUGGACACGGCGGUGAUGCUCGGAGCUCCUCAGAAAUCUGCUCAGACUCAGAUGGAGAAAGCCCUGGCCUUCGAGACCAAAGUGGCUCACAUCUUGAUUCCUUAUGAAAACCGCACCAGUGAAACCAUGUACAACAAAUACACGCUCUCUCAGCUACAGAAGACUAUUCCACAGUUUGACUGGUUGGGUUUUGUGAGAGCCGUACUCGAGGCUUCUGGACAUUACACAGUCUCCUCUUCAGAGCAGGUCAUCGUCAGGGCGCCGCAGUAUUUCAAAGAACUCUUCAAACUCAUCGAGGCCACGGAGCCAAGGACUGUGGCCAACUACGUUCAGUGGAGGACAGUCUUCUCCAGAGUCACCACUUUGAGUCGACGAUUCCUCUACAGAUACUUGGACUAUGCGCGGGUUACCACGGGAACGACCUCCCUGACCCCUCGCUGGGAUAAGUGCGUUAACUACGUGGAGAACUCUCUUAUUUAUGCUGCUGGACGCCUUUUUGUCAGUGCACACUUCCAAGAGGAUAAGAAACACAUGAUGGAGGAGUUGAUUGACGGUGUCCGCUGGGCAUUUAUCGACAUGUUGGAAAAAGAAAAUGACUGGAUGGACAAACCCACGAAGGCGAGAGCCAUAGAAAAGGCUCACGCUGUGCUGCCUAAAGUCGGAUACCCAGAGUUUAUCCUCAACGACACCUACCUCAAUGAAGAUCUGAAAGAGUUACAGUUUACGGAAAACGACUACUAUGGGAAUGUGAUGCAGACGCUCAAGUUUAUCGCUCGCUCCGACCUCGCCUGGCUCAGAAAAACGGUCCCACGGACAGAAUGGUUCACCAACCCCACAACAGUCAACGCUUUCUACAGCUCCUCCACAAAUCAAAUCAGAUUUCCUGCCGGAGAGUUACAAAAGCCGUUUUUCUGGGGAAAGGAGUAUCCAAGAUCGCUAAGUUAUGGAGCCAUUGGAGUUAUCGUUGGCCAUGAGCUUACACACGGCUUUGACAAUAAUGGCCGAAAGUAUGACAAAAACGGCAACCUGGAUCUCUGGUGGAGCAACUCUUCCAUAAACGCCUUCACUGAAAAAACUCAGUGUAUGAUCGACCAGUACAACGACUACCACUGGGAGGAGGCGGGGCUUAAUGUUCGUGGUAAAAGGACUCUGGCAGAAAAUAUUGCUGAUAAUGGAGGAAUAAGGGAAGCUUUUAGGGCGUACCGGAGGUGGGUGGAGCAGAGCAGAGGGGGGGUGGAGGAGCCUCUUCUUCCUGGAGUGGGACUCACCAACGACCAGCUGUUCUUCCUCAGCUACGCCCACGUGAGUCUGCACCACUCUCCUACUCACAAGAGCCACUCAGAUCUGCUCUACGGGAGUAAAUACUACAGACAAAGUGGAGUUAAUGGAGCAGAGCGCAUUAGUACUUUAGUUCCAGUUGGCAAAGUGGUGAUCAAUAAGAUACCAUCCCUCUCUAAUGACGAUGAUGAAGCGAGUGAAGAGAGGGAUGAUGAAGAAAGACAGGAAUACCAAUGGAACCGAGAGCUCUUCACGAUAAUGGCAUCCACUAUAAUAGAGAAGGUGGAGAAAUAUAACAAGAAGUGUCAGAAGUACGAUCUGGAUAAGAAGUACUUCAAAACCCAGACUAAGUCCUUAGCAGCAGACCUGGCUGCUGAACUCAGCGGAUGGCCCAUUGCUGUGGUACCAUCUAGUGCCAACGCUCUUAAAGUAGCCAGUGAUGUGAUGAAGGAACUGAAGAAGAAGUACUCAAAGAAACAGAUCUGUACUUAUUUUGUAGAAGGUGAUUUCACGCCGAUUCUCGUGCAGGCGGCUAAACAGCGUCUGGUCUCUGGUACGGGCAUGAUGCAUAAGACUUACGAAUGGGAGAGAGAGGACUUCUUAAACUUGACCACCUGGCUGAUCACCGAGCUGUGUAAAGAGGAGCUGGUUCAUAACCCAAGCAUCUCCUACCAGUUAGCUGAGCAGUUAAUGGAGGAGGUCAAAGAUUGGCCCAUUUUUAUGAAGCCAAGCAUGAAGUAUAAGAAAAAGUUGGUCCGAGUUAUCGGAGCCAUGAGUAACUACGAGGAGUUCAGUAAGGCCUUCAGCUGUCCGCAGUCCUCCGUGAUGAACCGGGGGGCGCAGUCCUGUCGUGUGUGGUGACCCCUGACCCCCGACCUCUCACCUCAGCUGCAGCGGCCGCAGUUUGAUGUUUACAGAAGACGGAGCCCCACUGUCCCUUCAGAACAUUCAGAUCCGAACGCACAAACUUGGAAACUUCUUGGAAAGAGGAGACGAAAGGACUAGAGACAUAUUCUGUUAUUUUGUUUACUGUAAAGCAACACAUGAAUUUUUAUGAGUUUUUAUAAUUUAUGUUUUAAAAGAAUAUUGUAAAGAUAUAGUACUAUAAAUUAUACAUGUUUACAUGAUUUUAAGUUUAUAUAAUAUGCAAAAACAGCUCUAUGCAACAUGAUAAAAACUGUAUAUUGUCCCAUAACUUUGUAUUACAUGCUAUGCUUUUUGUGACAUAAAUUACUUUUACAUAUACUGUGGGUUUACCAUUUUGGAGUAUAACUUGAAUUAAAGGUCCACAAAUUGAAAUACUCAGCCUAAAUAUGCAGGAUUUGUGAGUUAAACAUGUAUGAAUGAAACAAAACACAACUCCAGGUCUGUUUUUGGUGAGGAAACAUAAAACACACAAUAUCAUAAUAUGGGCCCUUUAAUUUACACAUUUUUGCUUAUUUUUAAUUCUUAUGAUUAUUUUGUGACUGAAAAAUUAUUGAUUAUCCAAAUACACAAAAAGUUUCUAUAUAAAAUUCCUAGAUGUGUAGUGACAUUAUACUUUGAUAUACUCCCUUAUUGUAAGCGGUAAUGUCCAUAUUGAAUGUUCAUAUUGCUGUCCAUCCUAAAAAUAACUAAAUUAAACCUAUACAUUACAUUU
Boleophthalmus pectinirostris (great blue-spotted mudskipper) is the source of this 4113-nucleotide messenger RNA. RefSeq names its product phosphate regulating endopeptidase homolog, X-linked (gene phex). Gene Ontology annotation, biological process: protein processing. The coding region runs from base 441 to 3335 and encodes 964 amino acids. Gene Ontology annotation, molecular function: metalloendopeptidase activity. The record is from RefSeq and is a predicted model, not a curated record. Lineage: Eukaryota; Metazoa; Chordata; Actinopteri; Gobiiformes; Gobiidae. Gene Ontology annotation, cellular component: plasma membrane. The transcript has 22 exons.